ACAGGUGGCGCUACUACAAAUAUGCGUAAGUAACGUUUCUAUAUGUUGAAAUAAUGUAAAGCAUACAAACGGAUCGUCAUCUUUGUGUCUGUUGUUCGAGGUGACCGCAUAUCCGUGUAUGUAUAUUUAAGUGAAUGGCGUGCGAAGGUUAUACAGCCCCAUAGCAGACAUAACGCAACACAAGGGGAGACAGGCGCGAAGUGAGCCGCAAGCAAGCGCCCGCGAUCACUCUAUCGCUGCUUGAGCGCCGCACGAUCCAGUGUUACUCCGGACGCCGAACGGUUCGCGCACUCGUCGACAGUACGCUUUCACAAAACGUGGUCAAGGCAGUCAAAGCUAUUUCGACACGCCACUCGGUUGCGAAAGUCUACGCGAUGAUAUACAAGUGAGAGCCGACUUCGGACGCCAGGGUAACGCUCAUCGCGCACGGUGAGCCAGUUUAUUCGUCAGAGACAUUCGAAACUCGCCAGCUGUGAGGGACGGGGGGCGCGCGACGCCGUCGGGUCGUACACGCGGGAGCAACGUUUCCACAUACUUAACUGUGAGAGCAACGGAUACCAAUUUUUAAUGUGUCAAGUCAGCAUAGCUUAUUGCUGCUACGUCAGAUCGCAGAACGCCUCGAGCAGGAACUAUAAGGUUAUGCAAAUGAGUUCUGAACGCUUUUAUACCAGGGGUAAUCAAAAGACCAUUCAUAACUUCAAUAAACUUUAACGUUUAGGUUGUACCGUACAGUGUGUUGUUAAGUGCUUAUCUCUCGUUUUCCUAUCCUCUACUUAUCUUUCGGUGUCGCGAUCGCUAAUUGCUAAUUACUGUGGGAGUCAGUGAUAACAAAUCGUGGUAGCCGAAUGAGCGUGUCGGAACCAGAGCAGCACCAGGUGGCGACUACGAUGGCUGCACAACAGGAGGAGACGCUGCUCUCGCGCUGCGAGAUACCCAUUAUCGACCUUGCGCAUAUAGGUACAGAUACGUGUCCCAUGAAAUCAGUCGUCAGACGCAUCGGGCAACAACUAUUCUCAGCACUCAGUACUAAAGGCCUCGCUAUGCUUGUCAACCACGGGAUAGCAGAAGAAAAGUUAAAAGCAAUGUAUUCAGACUUGGAUAACUUUUGCGCUUUACCGGAAGGAUGUCAAGCACAGUAUCUACGAAAACCGGACAGUAACCACGGCUACUUGCGACCCGGAAUGGAACAGUUUGAUACGACUAAAAAGGAACUCCGUCACUGCUACAGCAUUACCACCCUGGCACCAGCAACGAUGCCAGCUCAAGAGGAAGUACCGGAAUUCACAAAGCAUGCGUUCCCGCUUGCCCAUGACCUCACCAAUCUAUCCAAAGUACUAUUGCAAGCUCUUGCCUACGCUUUCGGUCUUACGCCAGCUACGCUUCUAGCGUGUCACGCUGGUAUGUUGGAAGAGAACGAUAGUAACCCUUCUGCUAUGCGACUGUUGUACUACCCGCCAGUUCCCCCCGAGGAUGUUGGCCCGUGCUGCCAAGGUGACGCGGUGUCGUACACGCGUUGCGGUGCUCACGCCGACUCUGGCACUUUUACACUGCUGGCCCAAGAUUCUGAGGGCGGCCUAGAGGUAAAAUUGAACGGAAGUGAUAAGUGGCAAGCCGUGGGACACCUGCCCGGGGCUAUCCUGGUACAGACCGGCCAGCUGCUUGCAGCGUGGACCACUAAUAUUCUACCAGCACUAAUGCACCGGGUGGUCGUACCGUCAGGCACUUACGCGCGAGCCCGCGGCCGCCACUGCGUGGCCUUUUUCUGCCACCCCGACAAGGAUGCUGCUCUGCCGACGCUGCCACUCCGCGCCGCCCCGAUCCCCGAGCCCCCCACAUUCACCCCCCACACCCACAUCACCUUCCACCAUCGGUUGCUCAACGCGGCUCACCACAUUCAGAAACGUUUUCGGGAAACAUAUGCGUGACUAGCGCACGACAGCAAGGUGGAGAAAACGCCGUUGGCACGGCGACACACCGCGCCCUAAUUCUGAUAUAAAGAAUUAUAUAAAAAACAGCUAAAUCCCGCGGUGCUGCCCGCGAGGAAUAAGGAGAUAAAUUUACGUAGCUUUCUCUAAAGGAGCGAAAUUUAAAAAAAGUCAGCGAAAUGAGUUAUGAGUUUAUCCAUUACAUACAAAGAGACAAAAAAUAUCAAAUUUCUCCUCUCUUUAUUACACAAAAUUUGUGUGAUCAGAUCUUGAUCAACGUCUGUGAAGAAACGAUCCCAGUUUAAUGAAAUAAUUUAUUUAUAUAUAUAUAUACCUAAUAAUAUAAUAUUUCAUUAAAAUGGGACUCGUUUCCUAAUUUAAAACCUAAUAUUAAUUGUUAAAUGAUACGUAAAAUCUGUAUUAACUAUUGAGUAUAUUGUAUUGAAUGGCUUGUCGCCUAUUACAAGUGCAGUGUAUGUAAUCCCCAUUACAUGGAGAGAUGAUCUCAUAUGUUGCACGCAGUCGAUAGAUGAGAGGCUGGCUCACUGAGUAGUUUUAUAAGUAGGAAAAACUUAUAUUCACCAAUGGCUAAAAUUAUAAUGACAUAUAAAGACAAAUUUGUAAUAAUCAUACGUUUAAGUAUAAAAAUUAUUAUAAUUUAGUAGGUAUAUUAGACUUGGGCGUGGUGUUUUCUUCCACAGUGAUGCAUAUAUACAGUGUUAUACAAAUUGUAGUUGAAACGGUCAACAUAUGAUAUCAGGAACAAUAUCUGAUGAUGAUACGGAAAAAAAACUGAUUUUACACACGAGGUGAUCUAACGCAGUCCUUACUACUGAUCCAAUAUUGUUCCUGAUUUUAAGGCCGUGUGUAGGAUUGUGUUAUAUCCAAUUGUUAUGAUUA
Molecule: messenger RNA, 2825 nt
Organism: Achroia grisella
Lineage: Eukaryota; Metazoa; Arthropoda; Insecta; Lepidoptera; Pyralidae
Gene: FNSI
Exons: 7
Coding region: 846-1925 (359 amino acids)
Molecular function (GO): dioxygenase activity
Source: RefSeq, a predicted model, not a curated record